AUGAACUUACAUUCCAUCCACACUAAGAAUUUCUACGAUCUCCCUAGGGGUAUAGCAGUGAAUAUUUUUAGUUUUCUCCCCCUGACCGCUCUCCUCGGUGCUCAAUUGGUCAGCAAACGUUUCUACGUCCUCACAAACGGAAAGGAAUUCAAGCAUUGUUUUUUCCUCUCGUCCCCACCAUUAUCGUCCCUGUUACCAAGCACGGAAGUAUUUCUUCAUCCAGUCUUCGGCAGACUUAACUUUUCCGCCUACCACUCUCCGAAAGUCAUCAGGAUUGGGGAUGAUCUUGAUAGUCUCAGCCUCUACAAAGCGAAAGUCGGCAAGCAGUUUGCAACCUAUCCCGCCUUGAAGAAUGUAGUUCUCAGGGUGCUCUCAGGGGGAAUUUGGUCGUUUUCGACAGAAAUUAAAGUGGAGAAUGAUGAUGGGGUUACUGUAUGGGACGUUAUCAAUGAGUCUACAACCUUCUUCAAGAGUUACACCAAGGUUAGCUUCGCAGACCAUUUUGGUCUUGAUGUCUGUGAAGAGCGUGGCUACGAUCCUAAGGUUCUUAUGCAGAACUAUGACUUCCUCGAUCCUAUGAUGUCCUUCCCAAAAAUCUUAUUCCUUGAUCGUAACAGCAAAAACACAAUUAUUGCUGAUUAUGACUUCAACAAGUUUGCAUCUCUACCACUCAUCAAACGUCCGGCAGAUUGGGAUAUUGGUGAUAAUUAUACUGGUGAAAACGGCCAGGCAAUAGAGGUGCAAGAGGCUUAUGAAAUUACGUCAUGUAUAGGUAGUGGCGAGGAUGGGGAGUUGGUAAACGCUCAGGAGAAGGAAAAAUUUGGAGAGACUGAUUUAAACAACAAUGAAAGGAGGAAAGAACUAUCUGCUUCCGCAUUACGUACUGCUGGAACCGAGUCUAUGGAUACAGCUGAUGGGGGCGAGAAGGAUAUGGCCUUGGAAUCUUUAGGUGGUGCCUCCACUCAGAUUGAGAAUACGGCAACAGUUCUUGAGAGCCUUGCCCUCGAUGACCACAAAAUGCAAGACGAGGCGAUCCAAGUUGAUCUCACCCACGAAAAGAAAGUUCUAUCGCCUAUCCGGGAUGACAUAGAUGAGCCUAGUACUCUAGAUAUUACGCUUCCUCAAACCCUCCAUACACCAAAAACCGACCUCCCUGAUCUUAAAAUUGACGCUGGCAACGAGGACGAUGACAAUCUCGACAUCGCAUCAGGCAAAACCUGGACCGUUAUGGAGGAGGAAUCGGACGAUUGGGAAGAUGCAUUUGCUUAA
This is a messenger RNA of Morchella sextelata, 1269 nucleotides long. RefSeq lists its product as uncharacterized. Gene Ontology annotation, molecular function: protein binding. Lineage: Eukaryota; Fungi; Ascomycota; Pezizomycetes; Pezizales; Morchellaceae. The record is from RefSeq and is a predicted model, not a curated record. The transcript is spliced from 5 exons. The coding region runs from base 1 to 1269 and encodes 422 amino acids.